This is a messenger RNA of Nannospalax galili (Upper Galilee mountains blind mole rat), 1524 nucleotides long. It is a transcript of the gene Afp, whose product is annotated as alpha fetoprotein. Gene Ontology annotation, biological process: transport. The coding region runs from base 16 to 1374 and encodes 452 amino acids. The record is from RefSeq and is a predicted model, not a curated record. The transcript is spliced from 12 exons. Lineage: Eukaryota; Metazoa; Chordata; Mammalia; Rodentia; Spalacidae. Gene Ontology annotation, cellular component: blood microparticle; cytoplasm. Gene Ontology annotation, molecular function: fatty acid binding; zinc ion binding.
GAAGAAAACAGGGCGAUGUUCAUGAACAGGUACAUCUACGAGGUAUCCAGAAGGCACCCCUUCAUGUAUGCUCCUGCCAUUCUUGCCUUGGCUGCUCACUAUGACAAAAUAAUUCCGUUUUGCUGCAAAGCUGAAAAUGCAGAGGAAUGCUUCCAGACCAAGACAGCAUCAAUUAUGAAGGAAUUAAGAGAAGGAAGCUUGUUGAAUGAACAUGUGUGUGCAGUAAUAAAAAAAUUUGGAACCCGAAACCUCCAGGCCAUAACUAUUACAAAGCUAAGUCAAAAGUUUUCCAAAGCAAAUUUUACUGAAAUCCGCAAGCUGGUCCUGGAUGUGGCCCAUAUCCACGAGGAGUGCUGCAGAGGAAACGUGCUGGAGUGCCUGCAGGAUGGGGAAAAGAUUAUGUCAUACAUAUGUUCUCAACAAGAUAGUCUGUCAAGCAAAAUAGCAGAAUGCUGCAAACUGCCCACAAUAGAGCUUGGUUAUUGCAUAAUUCAUGCCGAAAAUGAUGACAAGCCUGAAGGUCUAUCUCCAAAUCUCAGCAGGUUUUUAGGAGAUAGAAACUUUGGUCAGUUUUCUUCAGAGGAAAAAAUCAUGUUCAUGGCAAGCUAUCUUCAUGAAUAUUCAAGAAGACAUCCUGAGCUUGCUGUCUCUGUAGUUCUAAGAAUUGCUAAAACAUACCUGGAGCAAUUGGAGAAGUGUUCCCUGUCUGAAAACCCACUUGCUUGCCAGGACAAUGAAGAAGAAUUGCAGAAACACAUCCAAGAGAGCCAAGCACUGGCAAAACAAAGCUGUACCCUCUUCCAGAAAUUAGGAGAAUACUACUUACAAAACCAGUUUCUCAUUGCUUACACGAAGAAGGUCCCUCAACUGACCUCAGCUGAGCUGAUAGACCUCACCAGGAAGAUGGUGAACAUAGCAGCCACGUGCUGUCAGCUCAAUGAGGAUAAAUGGUCGGCCUGUGGUGAGGGAGCGGCUGACCUUUUCAUUGGACACUUGUGUAUCAGACAGGAAGCAAACCCUGUGAACCCUGGUAUCAGCCACUGCUGCAACUCCUCCUAUUCCAACAGGAGGCCAUGCAUCACUAGCAUAGUGAGGGACGAAACAUAUGUCCCUCCACCAUUCUCUGAUGACAAAUUCGUCUUCCACAAGGACCUGUGCCAAGCUCAGGGCAGAGCACUGCAAACAAUGAAACAAGAGCUUCUUAUCAAUCUGGUGAAGCAAAAGCCACAAAUGACGGAAGAGGAGCAUGAGGCUGUCACUGUCGAUUUCUCUGGCCUUUUGGAGAAGUGCUGCCAAGGCCAGGAGCAGGAAGCCUGCUUUGCAAAAGAGGGUCCAAAACUGGUUUCAAGAACUCGUGCUGCUUUGGGAGUUUAACUUCCUUCAGAGGGAGGAGAAGAAGAGAAAAUGAGCAGAUGGUUUGGUGUGAAGUUUUUUGUUUAAUUAUAACUGACAAUGCUUUAAGAACGUGAUGCAGACUUGCAUGUGAGAUUUUUCUAUCACAGAAAUAAAGUGUUUUCAACUGUU